Molecule: messenger RNA, 1129 nt
Organism: Sphaerulina musiva SO2202
Lineage: Eukaryota; Fungi; Ascomycota; Dothideomycetes; Mycosphaerellales; Mycosphaerellaceae
Exons: 2
Coding region: 119-601 (160 amino acids)
Source: RefSeq, a predicted model, not a curated record
CAGACAGCGAGGCAUUUCAUUGACCGGCUGAAACAAGAUCAGCUUAGCAAACAGAAUCAAACAAUAUAUCUGAACAUACUCAUCCUCUGUUGUUAGCAGCAGCAGAAGCAGUGUCAACAUGGCCACUGCACAGAAACGCUGGCUCACACAGCCGAACUCCAAGGUCGGCAAGGUGCCGGAUCUGGCGAUCGUGCUCCGCGAUGAAGCAGCCUGGAACACGCUCCCAAAGGAGACCCGCGAAGAGCUCUACAGGUAUCUGCCGAAACUUCCAGGCGGUUAUGACAUCGAUGUCCACCCUCUGAACACCUCUCUCCAACCUUAUAUUGAGGGAGAGAUCCGACUCUACCAGACAGACCUGAACGACGGCAAGGAAACGAAAAAGUGGCGCGAAGAGGCUAUGAAGGCUGGGAUGGAGCGGUCCAGCGGCAGUUGGGAUGCGCUCAAGGAGCAGCAGCUAGAGGAGGACUGGGGCAAGAUCGAGGACGCAAGCACGAGGGUCGGCUCUCUGGCCGAGCAUUUGGGCCAAGAGGAAGAAGUUCGCGUGACAGAGCAGGAAGCCCGCGCGGAAGCGAACAAGGGAAUCAACGGAGCUCAAUCAUAGACUGAAAAGGCACAAUCCUACCAAAAGGGUUACACCAAGAGACCACGAGAACGUCAUGUCGCCGGUUAUGGUCCUCUGCCAGAUGGACCGAGUCGAUCGUCGAGUGCAACCAGCACAGAGGCGUCUGCUACAAGCAAGUCGACACAUCACGCCAGAGCCAAGGCAAUUGAUCACGGAGAGGAUGUCUCGAGACCAGUUCUUGCACCACUUGGAACAGACACGGCCCCCUUUCAGUGCUGGAACUCGCCAAUGAAGGGCUGUGCCGAGCGCAUUGACUCUCUUCCAAAGCUGUCCCGUGAGCAUGCCGAAGGUAUGUGGAAGAACUUCAUGCGCCAAGACAAAGAGGACGUGGAGCCCCAGGAUCUCGACAUUGCCUGAGUGACUAAGGUGCAUCAUCAUCAUGUUGCAGAAAGGAAGAAGAUGGAUGAUUCUUGGGCAGCACAAUAGGCAAUGGAGACAAUAGGAAAUGAGAAAUGAGAGACUCCGGCCCUAGCAUUGGGUAGCAUAUUAGUUAGGAAAGUCAUGAAA